Colletotrichum phormii is the source of this 1857-nucleotide messenger RNA. RefSeq names its product PHD-finger domain-containing protein. The coding region runs from base 1 to 1857 and encodes 618 amino acids. Lineage: Eukaryota; Fungi; Ascomycota; Sordariomycetes; Glomerellales; Glomerellaceae. The transcript has 3 exons. Gene Ontology annotation, biological process: negative regulation of silent mating-type cassette heterochromatin formation; negative regulation of rDNA heterochromatin formation. The record is from RefSeq and is a predicted model, not a curated record. Gene Ontology annotation, cellular component: Rpd3L-Expanded complex; Rpd3L complex.
AUGGCACCACCCUCCCCUCGACGUUCUUCACGAGCCCGAGGCAACACAGUCUCUCAAUCACAGCAAUCCUCGACCACAUCGAGUCUUUCGAGUCGCGGCGAGCGAACGACCAGAUCCCUCAACAAGACCUCUUCCGCCAAGUCCACCCCGAGCGCCUCGCUCUCCUCGGAGCCACCCGAAGACCUUGAGGACGCUCUCCCCUCGCGGCGCCGAACCCGCGCCCAAGAAGACGCUCGCGACAAGCCUCGUGUCGACCCCUACGAUAUGGCCACUGGCAGUGACGACGUCCAAGAGGACGACGAGUCCGUACGUUGUGUCUGUGGUUUCGACGAAUACCCGGGACCUCCACCCUUUGAGGAGGACUCCAAGCACGGGAAGCACAAUCCAGAGGCGGACUUCUUCGCUAGCAUCGAGCUGUCCGAUGAGGUCUCUGGUCUCUUCGUCCAGUGCGACGUCUGCAAAGUCUGGCAACAUGGUGCCUGCGUCGGCAUUUUUACCGAGGAGAGCUCUCCCGAUGAGUACUUUUGCGAGAAUUGUCGCAAAGAUUUACACAAAAUUCACGCAGCAGCCAACGGACAACGAUACUCGAACUAUUUGCCUCUCAAUCGACCAUCGCGCGCAACGUCCCGAGCCGCAUCCUUGGUCAAGGAUGGCACCAGGUCGCCCAAGGAAGGGGGCAGGAAUGGGGGCCGCGCUUCAUCUGCCACCCAGGCCUCAAAGCGGAGGUCGACAAUGAACAGCCGGGAUGCCGCAUACGACGAGGAUGAACAAUUGCGACGGGCCAUCGAGGCCAGUAAAGAAGAGACCGUUUCGGAACCUACGGAGACUACCUCAAGACGAACGAAGCGAGGUCGCAGCGACAGCAUUGAUUGUAGGAACUCGGCAAGCCUCAAGAGGCAGCGUACGAGCUCGCCAUCGAUGUCGCCGCCUCCGGAGAAGACCGAAGCCAUUGAAGAUGACACAGACGAGGAAAACAACGGUCGGAAUGGCCAACCCAAGAAGCCCCGCGGUACACGUACACAACGUGAAAAGUCGGACCGUGAAGAGCGCGACCGCCAGCGGGCGGAAGCAGCCAAUCGGCGGAAGGGUCGUGCAGAUCGCAGGAGAGCUGAGGGUACGACUCCUGUAAAUCCGGGUAAGGAAUCUGAAGCUCACGUGGGCGCAGAAUCGGAUCCGCCAGAAGAGGUCUCCCUUGCGACAGCUCGGCCUGCUGUCAAACCGACCACCGAGCCUGUGGUGCCUGUUGAGGCGCCCCCGUCCUCUGCCCCGACCCCAGAUACCCCGCCUGCGAAUCAGGUACCGGUCGGAAGCUCACACAAGAAGACAAGUCGUAACAACCAGAAGAGAGGCAAGGGUCGAAACCAAUACACGAAAGACCGCGACGACAACGAAGACACACCGGCAAGGUCAAUGUCUAGAGACAUCGGCCGGAAUCACGACGACCAUGCUGGCGCUGGUACCAGCAGGCAUUCCCACUCCGAUCAUCCCAAGCACACCCGGACAAAGGCAAACAGUGCCCACAGCAAAGUAUCAAUGAACGACAUGAAACGCAGGGUUUCGGCGUUCCUCGACUUCAUUUCCAAAACACAAGUGGAAUUGGCUGGCGAAGCACUACCGGGAUCUAGGAGCAGCCAAAACAGCUCCCAACAACAAAGUCCUCGCGCAACGGCUGCGCCAGAUGCGCCAAAGAUUAGCGUCAACGGCGACUCCGCAAUAGCAAAGAACUCGCCUAUCGGCACUGCGGCAACAGACGGGAAUGGGCCCGAGUCGAAAGAUUUUAAAGCAUUGAAUUGUGUGGAGAUGAUGGAUGCCCUCACGCGAGAUCUGCUGCGAUGGCAGAAUCAAUAUGCGUCGUGA